Ciona intestinalis (vase tunicate) is the source of this 1489-nucleotide messenger RNA. NCBI's taxonomy places the organism in Eukaryota, Metazoa, Chordata, Ascidiacea, Phlebobranchia, Cionidae. The record is from RefSeq and is a predicted model, not a curated record.
UCAUCCUAUCAUAUAUUUCAACUGUUACGUUUUAUUAGUUGUUGGAUCUUAUAGAAUGAUGACUUUUGUAAGAUUAGCCUGUGUAAUACUGACUUGUGUUGCGUCAGUUUAUGGACAGAUGGUUAUAGUCGGGGGGAAAGAUAUGAAUGUAACAACAGAAACAAUGAAAAGGGAGUUUUUAUCUCCUGGUACUGUUAAAGUCGACUGCACCCCAACCGUUAUGUGUGUUUCUGUAAGCAAACAAUGGCUCGCUGACACGUGGCAAGUUCAUGACCCGCUUGACCUUUCGUUGAACCUUCGAUGCGACCAAUCAGCGGGCCACAAUUUAACCCACGUGACCCUAUGCACAGCCAAUCAACAGCUUUCAACUUGCGGCACCGAAUUUGAAGUUAACGACACUUACGUCAUUUAUUCGAACAAUAUCACUGUGCGACGUGAAAUGAAUGUGACGUCACAAGUACGACGUUCGUUUCCAUGGCGAUGCGUGUACCCGGUUCGAAUAUUGGUUGGGGUGAAAUAUAUUCCGAUUAUGAGCCAAGUCACCCAUUUCUUGGGCAAGAAGACGGCAAAGGGAGAAUUUCGAGCUGGGAUGUUUAUGUUUACUAACUCUAGAUAUACAACUAUCUACCAGACCCCACCAAGUCUUAAUAUGGAUGACAAGAUUAGAGUCAGAGUGAAAUUAAUCCAAGGUCCUUCCUUCACUAAAAUGCAGCUAUAUCGAUGUUGGGGAACCCCCUCUCCACUGAGUUCACAACCACAACAAGAAUAUGAGUUGAUCAACAACUUUUGUCCGUCCCCAAUGUCACAAGAAGCGAAUGUAACGAUCGUAUCCAACGGCGAUCUAGCACACGCAACAUGGGAAUCGAGCGUGUUUCGAUUCGUCAACUCAACCAAGCUGUACCUACACUGCAACGUCAAGUUGUGUUUCAGUGGAGCACCAUGUGUUAAGACCUGUACGGGAAAUACCCUGAACAGAAAAAGGAGGGACCUGGGGUUGGAUAACGCGGUGGUUUCUCUUGGUCCCAUUAACCCCAGCCGAGAAGUUCCUAUUGUGAUGCAACAACCGCCUGUUUAUGAUGUCAUAAUGGAUGAUGUUACACAACAAACAAUGAUUGUGAACCGACAAAGGGAAAACUUUCUCUUAGGAAUGCCAAGGACGGCAGUUUACAUCACAAUCGGAAUUCUAGUUUUUAUUUCAAUUGUCCUCGCGAUUGUUGCGACAAUUUGUAUUGUUCGUCGUAAACGCAACAGUAAGCGAGUGGUUAUUACUUCGAGAAAGAAGCAUUGUGACAUCACAAGAGCGCGUAGCAUCGCAAUGAGCUCAAACUUUGAAAUUCCAAUCACUGAUUGGUCAGAAAUCAACCAAUCACGUAGCUGGUUCAUCAAACUCCUCGUCAGGGCAACAAUAAUAUUCAACGAAACAAAUUUGUCCGUUUUCGUUCUUGAUCAUGUGUUGUAAGGAUAAAAAGCCUCGAUGGUCGACACGCAC